Molecule: messenger RNA, 858 nt
Organism: Rotaria socialis
Lineage: Eukaryota; Metazoa; Rotifera; Eurotatoria; Philodinida; Philodinidae
Source: the annotation of a GenBank genome assembly
AUGACAGAUAAUAAGCGAUUUCAGAGUCGAAUUCUAUUGAUUGAUAAAAAUGGUGAUAGAAUAUAUCCAGAAUUUAUUACACCUUUAGUUCACCAAUUGAAACCAACUAGUGAAUAUGCUAAUGUGGAUAUUUGUUUUGAAAAUAAUCAAUUAACUAUCCAACGUAAUGAUCAAUCAAUAGUUUUAUUUCGACGUCCAUCUUAUUGCCCAUUUACGAAUCUUCAUUUACAAAAUAACUCGUCAAACAUACCAAAUAAUCCAUCGAAUUCCAUUGCAAUCGGCGUAGUUGUAUUAUUUGAAUCUCAUGAUCAUCGUGUUUUGAUAACAAGACGAGCAAGUCAUAUGCGGACAUAUCCGUCAUGUUGGGUAUGUCCUGGUGGUGGUAUUGAACAGGACGAAACAAUUGAACAAGCAGGUAUUCGUGAAUUAUUUGAAGAAGUAGGCAUCGAAGUAAAUAAAAAUGAACUGGAAACAUCGAAAAUUUUAGCUUUAUGGGAGUCAGCAUUUCCAGUUGAUCUCAAUCAUGGCUUACCACGUCGUCAUCAUAUUGUUAUUUAUUUACAUGUAGAAUCAUCGAGAGCAAGUGAUGAAAUAUCGGUUAAAACCGACCCUAGCGAAGUCGAUGCUUAUGCAUGGCUUUCGUAUGAACAAAUAGAGAAUAUUUAUAAAAGAACUGAUUCAUUAGAAAACUUAUGUCUAUUUAAAGCAUAUGUUCAUCUAACAGGCAUAUGUGAUUUACCAUUCGAUUUACUCACGACAGCUGAUUAUAAUCAAAAGGAAAAUUUAACUAACGGUACACGUUUUGCACUUGGACAAUUGUAUAUUCAGAAGUCAGAAACAAACUUUGUUAUUCGAUGA